AUGUCUGACGUUAAGCUGAUUCUCAAGGCAGAUUUGAGUAUUCCCUCACUCUUCAAUGUCAAGGGAAAAGUUGCUGUAGUCACUGGGGGAAGCUCAGGCAUCGGCACCAUGAUUGCGUCUGCAUUCGUCCAGAACGGAGCAACAGUAUACAUCGCCGCCCGCAAGGAGAAACAGCUGAAGGAGGUGUGCGACAGGCUGAAUAACGAAGGCCCGGGCACCUGCUACUAUUUCGUCGCCGACCUGACAACCAAAGCUGGUUGCGACAGCCUUACAGCCUCUAUCAAAGAGCGGGAGUCGAAGGUCCACAUCCUUGUCAACAAUUCUGGUAUCAGCUGGGGUGCUCCAUAUGAGAAUUUUCCUGAGAAAGAAGGCUGGGAUCGACUAUUGGCGCUCAAUGUAAAGAGCAUCUUUUACCUGACAGUUGCAUUGACCGACGUCCUGGCGAAAGAUGCGACCAACAUCGACCCGGGGAGAAUCAUCAACAUCUCAUCCGUUUCGGCCCAUGUUCCGUCACCAUACGGUAACCUUUCUGGCGACGGAAAUGGGACCUGGAGCUACAGCGCCAGCAAGGCUGCUGUCAACCACCUCACAACGCAAUUAGCCUCGUCGUUAGCCUCAAAAUUCAUCACCGUGAAUGCCAUUCUCCCCGGCAUUUUCCCCUCCAAAAUGACGAAAUAUGCAUUCAAUGAACGUGGUACUAUAAUGACUAAUGACCAUCCGUUCGGUCGUCUGGGCGCACCCAGAGACAUGGCUGGCGCAGCGUUGUUCUUGGCCAGCCCUGCUGGUGCAUAUGUAUCUGCUGCACACAUCGUUGUCGACGGCGGCAAUCUCGCUUCGGCCAAGUCUCACCUUUGA
Messenger RNA from Fibroporia radiculosa, 855 nucleotides. RefSeq lists its product as uncharacterized. The transcript has 13 exons. The coding region runs from base 1 to 855 and encodes 284 amino acids. Lineage: Eukaryota; Fungi; Basidiomycota; Agaricomycetes; Polyporales; Fibroporiaceae. The record is from RefSeq and is a predicted model, not a curated record.